Molecule: messenger RNA, 648 nt
Organism: Caenorhabditis sp. 36 PRJEB53466
Lineage: Eukaryota; Metazoa; Nematoda; Chromadorea; Rhabditida; Rhabditidae
Source: the annotation of a GenBank genome assembly
AUGUCAUGUUUCGACGACCUUAUAUACCUUCGCGGAAAGCCACGCCAGGGCAGAUCCGACCUUGUGGGCGUGGCCAACCGUUUGGGAUUACCGUCAGGGCGGGGCGUCGUAAAAUUUUAUUUUUACGGAUCCGAAAAAAACCCAAAUUUACGGUUUCAAGAAGACGUAAAAUCCGUAAAUUCCGUAAGAUUUGUAAGAUCUGAUCGUUAUUGCAAUGCAAAAAGUCGAUCACCUUAAAGCUUAAAAGUGCUUGGAGUGGAGGCGGAGACGCGACUUCUGGAGAACGAGAACGUUAUCCUGGACGCGCCGGGGAACGCGUUCGUCGAAGAUGAGAACUCCGGACAGUUUCUGGUGAUUUCGACGUCUUCCGACGAGAAAGCAGUCACCGGAUACUCCGAUUAUGACGAUCGAUCGAUCGGGCGCGAAAUCCCGAAGAAAAUUGCGCCAUUUGUUGGUCGGAUCGCCCGCUAUGAUGAAUUUUAUGCAAAAUCUGCAUCGAUUUGGGCAGCUGUGUCUGCACUAUUCCUUUUCCAGACGGCAAACAUUUUGGAGCACGAAGCGAAACUGAAUCUCGCGGACGGCAUCGUCACGGAUCCGAAAAUGCUCCCCCAAAAAUGCUCUCAUCGCAUCAUUUCCUCAAUAUCCUAG